AUGGAGGGCGGGUGGGUGAAGAAUAAAGCCACGGUCGUCGCCCCGGUGCCGAUUCAAGUGGCGUGGGAGCUGUGGCAAGAUCGAACGAGGAUCCCGAAUUGGAUGCCUUGGAUCUCCUCGGUGUCGUAUUUGCCCGACGACAAGACGAAGACGAAGUGGACGCUGUCGACGGAUCAAUUCGGCCAGCACUUUGAGUUUUCGUGGCUCGCGCAAGAUUUAGAACCGGUCAAGUACGAGCGGAUCUCGUGGGAGUCUUUGGAGGGAUUAAAGAACAAGGGCUCGGUGAACUUUAGCAAGGAACCCGCCGGGACGAAGCUGGAGAUGGAGAUUAGCUACGAAGUCCCAGCCCCGCUCGUGCCGUUCGGCGCCGCGGUGUCGCCGCUCGUGGAGUCCAUCCUGAGCGCCGACCUCAAGCGGUUCUCGACGUUCUCGGAGAAGGUGGCCAAGGCCAUGUCCAAGUGA
Messenger RNA from Ostreococcus lucimarinus CCE9901, 462 nucleotides. RefSeq lists its product with no specific name. Bases 1 to 462 code for a protein of 153 amino acids. The record is from RefSeq and is a predicted model, not a curated record. Lineage: Eukaryota; Viridiplantae; Chlorophyta; Mamiellophyceae; Mamiellales; Bathycoccaceae. The transcript has a single exon.